This is a messenger RNA of Hippocampus comes (tiger tail seahorse), 2081 nucleotides long. It is a transcript of the gene rlbp1b, whose product is annotated as retinaldehyde binding protein 1b. NCBI's taxonomy places the organism in Eukaryota, Metazoa, Chordata, Actinopteri, Syngnathiformes, Syngnathidae. The record is from RefSeq and is a predicted model, not a curated record. Gene Ontology annotation, cellular component: membrane. The coding region runs from base 200 to 1123 and encodes 307 amino acids. The transcript is spliced from 8 exons. Gene Ontology annotation, molecular function: phosphatidylinositol bisphosphate binding.
CACACUCUACCACAAUGCAGAUUGAAUGCGAGGGGGGGGGGGGCGUGUGGGGCAGUAAUCUGCGGUGACGCCACUAAUCCCCACGCUACAAAAAUCACAGCUCUACGCCCCCGUCCCGUACACGUCUGACGCUUCUCAUUCGCCUCAAAACAGUUUUGUCUUUCAGACUGCAGCGACCCCGGUGUGGCACUCAGCGGACAUGGCUGUUGUUAGUGGAAGUUACCGCAUGGUGUCCGAGGAGGAGCAGGCCCUGCGGGCCAAGCUGGAACGCCUCACCGUCAAGGACCACGGGCCGGUGUUCGGACCCAGCCCCAGCCUGCCGGACCACACCCGGCAGAAGGCCAAAGACGAGCUGAACGAGACGGACGAGAAGCGCGCGUCUGCGGUCAAGGAGCUGCGGGGGAUAAUCAAGGAGAAGGCCGACGCGGGAGACGAGCUGGCCAAGGGGGUGCAGGACACUUUCGGGGAGAAACCGGACAGUCUGCUGGUCCGCUUCAUCCGGGCCAGGAAGUACGACGUUCCCAGAUCCUUCGAGCUCAUGAAAGGUUACGUGCGCUUCAGGAAGGAGUACCCCGAGCUGUUUGAGAACCUGACGCCCGAGGCGGUGCGGAGCACCAUCGAGGCGGGCUACCCGGGCAUCCUCCAAAGCCGAGACAAGUACGGCCGCGUGGUACUGCUCUUCAACAUCGAGAACUGGGACUAUGAAGAGAUCACCUUCGACGAGAUCCUGCGGGCCUACUGCGUGAUCUUGGAGAAGCUUCUGGAGAACGAGGAGACUCAGAUCAACGGCUUCUGCAUCAUCGAGAACUUUAAAGGCUUCACUAUGCAGCAGGCGUCGGGCAUCAAACCCACCGAGCUCAAGAAGAUGGUGGACAUGCUGCAGGACUCGUUCCCGGCUCGCUUCAAGGCGGUGCACUUCAUCCACCAGCCGUGGUACUUCACAACCACCUACAACGUGGUCAAGCCCCUCAUGAAGAGCAAACUUCUGGAGAGGGUCUUUGUGCACGGAGAUGAGCUGGAAAACUACUACAAGGAGUUUGACGCCGACAUCCUCCCCGCCGAGUUUGACGGAAAAGCGGACAACUACGACGGCAAAGCCACGGCAGCCAAGUUGUUUGACUAAAAGCCCGAGCCGCGUUUACAUUCCAUAGACUGCUGAGAGGAUGUUGCCUUGUUGUCAUUUUUUUUUGGGGGUGGGGGGGCAGUGUCCAGACCAAGCCCAUAAAUCACCCACAAAAUAGUUGCUUCAAAUCGACUUUCUGUUCAAAUUUGGGCAUUGGUCCUUGAGACUAUUUUGUCCUGAUUAACCUUUCCCCCCAAUUUCAUAUCGAUUGAUGAAGCAACAUAUAUUUUUUUCAAACUUGCCAGAUCUCUUUGUCAUCAAAUUUACCCCCAAAAUUUCUGCUUCUAACCAAAACGGCUGACUUCCUCUUCAAUUUCAGGCACCAGUUCUUGAGACUUUUUUGUGCAUCCAGUCCUGAUUGACAUGUCCAUCCAAUUUUGUGCUGAUUGGUGAAACUGGUUUCAGGGGGUGCAUUUUUUUUCAUUCCAGCCUCAUUUUCUCGGAAUUUGCUCCCAAAAUGGCUUCUUCCAGCCAAAAUGGACAACUUCCUGUUCCAUUUCCAGCUAUGGGGUCCUUCAAACUUUGUGCGCCUCAUCAUGACAGACGAGUCCACCAAAUUUUGUGUGGAUUGGAGAGACCAGUGUCAGGUCAGAUUCCACCCCCCCACCCCAAAAAAGGUUACAUAGUGCUAUUGAGUGGAUGCCCCCCCCCCCAAAAAAAAGUGAUUAUUUGUUGGAAGAGGGUGUUUAACUACUCAACUGCGGAUGAGGAAGGCAUCCGUGGUGUCAUCCCCAUCUGUGGUGUCUUAGCUCCUUGAAACUUGUUCUUGGGCUUUGUUUGGACCCCCGUUGAGCCUCCAAACAGUUUAUUUUAAAGCAGCAAGUGUGUCCCCCAUCCAUCCUUGCCCCAUAGUGCCUGCUGUUCGCCACCGUUUACGACGAUGAAAUGUUACUGUGCUACCUACCUGUUGUACCAACACUGUCAAUCAAUUGUACAGUAAGGUGUAUAUAAACGUGGA